CUGCCUCGGCGGCCGCACGACUGGCGGCGGCCCGGCGAGCUAGCUGCCCGGCUCGGCCUUCCUGCUUCGCUCCGCCGGCUGCUGCUUUCAGCGCCCGUAGCCGCCCGCGUCGGCGCGUUCUGCAGCACCAUGUCGGUGGCCGGGCUAAAGAAGCAGUUUCAUAAAGCCACUCAGAAAGUGAGUGAGAAGGUUGGAGGAGCUGAAGGAACCAAGCUAGAUGAUGACUUCAAGGAGAUGGAGAGGAAAGUGGAUGUCACCAGCAGGGCUGUGAUGGAAAUAAUGACAAAAACAAUUGAAUACCUUCAACCCAAUCCAGCUUCCAGAGCUAAACUCAGCAUGAUCAACACUAUGUCAAAAAUCCGCGGCCAGGAGAAAGGGCCAGGCUAUCCUCAGGCGGAAGCACUGCUCGCGGAGGCCAUGCUCAAGUUUGGAAGGGAGCUCGGGGACGAUUGCAACUUCGGCCCGGCGCUGGGUGAGGUGGGCGAGGCCAUGCGGGAGCUCUCAGAGGUGAAAGACUCUUUGGACAUGGAAGUGAAGCAGAACUUCAUUGACCCCCUUCAGAACCUUCAUGACAAAGACUUGAGGGAAAUCCAGCAUCAUCUAAAGAAAUUGGAGGGUCGACGUCUGGACUUUGAUUAUAAGAAGAAACGACAAGGCAAGAUUCCCGAUGAAGAGCUCCGUCAAGCUCUUGAGAAAUUUGAUGAGUCUAAAGAAAUUGCCGAGUCAAGCAUGUUCAAUCUGUUGGAGAUGGAUAUCGAACAGGUGAGCCAGCUCUCUGCGCUUGUCCAGGCCCAGCUGGAGUACCAUAAGCAGGCAGUCCAGAUCCUGCAGCAAGUCACCGUCAGACUGGAAGAAAGAAUAAGACAAGCUUCAUCUCAGCCUAGAAGGGAAUAUCAGCCUAAACCACGGAUGAGCCUGGAGUUUGCAACUGGAGACAGUACCCAGCCCAAUGGAGGCCUGUCCCACACGAGCACUCCCAAACCUGCAGGUGUCCCAAUGGACCAGCCCUGCUGCCGAGCUCUGUACGACUUUGAACCUGAAAAUGAAGGGGAAUUGGGUUUCAAAGAGGGUGAUAUCAUCACACUCACUAACCAGAUUGAUGAGAACUGGUACGAGGGGAUGCUUCACGGCCAGUCAGGCUUCUUCCCCAUCAAUUAUGUGGAAAUUCUGGUCGCCCUGCCCCAUUAGUCUGUUACGCUGGCUGGCGCACCUCCUCUUGACCCAGAUAGUUACGUUUAACCACUGCUUUGGUAAUGCUGCUUACAACACAUCCCAGAUGCAGGCCGCAGUGGUCCAGGUCAUCCAGCCCCACAGAGUAACUUUGGUUGACUUGUGUGAUCCCACAAGAAUCAUGGUGAUGGGUGGUAUCUUCUCAGCCUGGUGGGCAUGGCAUGUGCUUUUUACACACCAUCUGAGACCAACCAACAGUCAGGGAACUGCUGUUCAUACAGUUCUCAGGAGGCUGUGGCUGCUUAGAGUAAGGACCAUGAGCCACAUCACAGAAAAACCAUCCUCCUGAAGAUAUUAUCUGUCACCCAGGGGCCACCUCCAGGUCUCAGGUUCUCCAUUUAAAGAGGAGAAAGUUUUUGCUUUCACAUUGCCCCUCCCAAAUAUGUGAGUCACAAAAUUGUUGAAGAAAGCCUCCCUCACCAGCAAAUUGUCUUCUGGCCUGAAAGAGUCCUUUGAUGCUAUCAGUAGAAAAGUGUUGAGUGUGGAUUCAAAGCCUUUCCUGAAUACAUUCACCAUUGUUCCUCCUUCCUUAUGCGUUUUUCCUAGGUACAGCCAGUUUUCCUCCCUCCCUGCCAUUAAAACCAGAGGGGACUCUCAUUUUAUUGUCCAAGUAAGACAGUGAGCAGUCAGCAUGUCAUGGGAGGGGCUGACAACAGGGGGUGCUCCGUUAGGCGGGAUUGGGAAGAGAUCUGCCUUCCAAGCUGAAACCUCCUGCUGUAAAGAAACAAUGUGUCCAUUUAGGGCAUUUCCGAAGGUAUAGGGAAGGGGGAACAAAUACUUUCAUUCCAGUUUUAUUUAUGAAUUAUGUGUUUCAUGAAUCCAUUUGGCACAGAGACACAAGGAGAAAACCACUGGAAACCAUUUUUCCACUAGUUCAUAGAGGAAGAAACAGUAAAUACCUUUUCUUUCCGCUUUCACCUUGUGUUCUUUGAACAUCGUUUGUGCAUAUUCUGCCCUCAAUGAGGACCAAAUAAAGAUGAUUUUUGUGCUUAGCAGUUUAAGAGUAUGUGGCUGCAUAUGCAAAACUCUUCCCAAGUCACUCCUUACUUUUAUCUGUCCCUUCUAUUUCAUCUUCAUUUGUGUGUACAGUGCUGUGUGUAAGUUUAUGAGUGUUUUCUUUUGUAUCAGUCAUUAAAGUCCUGUUAAGUUCUAUACAGAGUUCUAUUUAUCUAGCUGUACAGAUUCUUUCAGAGGUUUAAUGUGCUGCUUCGGAUGUGCCACCUGCGGUAGUGGAUCAUGUGGAGUGAAAGGCAAAUCUUACUGCUUAAUGUAUAAACUCUUACCAUGGGAAGCAUCGCUGUUUCCAAUAAAUAUUG
This is a messenger RNA of Pteronotus mesoamericanus, 2546 nucleotides long. RefSeq names its product SH3 domain containing GRB2 like 2, endophilin A1 (gene SH3GL2). Gene Ontology annotation, biological process: synaptic vesicle uncoating. The coding region runs from base 130 to 1188 and encodes 352 amino acids. The record is from RefSeq and is a predicted model, not a curated record. The transcript has 9 exons. Gene Ontology annotation, molecular function: protein binding. Gene Ontology annotation, cellular component: cytoplasm; presynapse; glutamatergic synapse. Lineage: Eukaryota; Metazoa; Chordata; Mammalia; Chiroptera; Mormoopidae.